AGCUCACGGAGUAGGAGGUGGGGAAGUUUUCGUGAUUCAGGAUUGGAGAUUUGGAAAUCAUGUCCCCUUAUGUUUCCUCAGAAGUGUGAGAGGAGUGCAUGUUUUGAAGCUAGAGGGGUCUAACUGUAAUUUCUCAAUUAAGAUAAGUAAUUCAAGCAGCUACAAAUUUGUUGAUUUAUAUAAAACUAAGAGAUGGUACAAUCAUAAAUUUGUGUAGCGGAUACCAGGUGUUUUUAUUGCAAGGUUUCUUGAACAGUCUGUAGAGACUUGCUUGUUUUUGUUAUAAUGAUGAGCAUAAACUUGAUUUUGGUCUAAAAAAUUUUUGGCAGCUGUAAGCAGAGAAUGAAAGAAAUUUUUUGUUCUAUGUUAUUUCAAUUUCUUGGCACCUAUUAUAAACAAGAAAAAUUUCCUAAAUCCAGACCUUAGAAUCUGGUAAAUUACAAGAAAUUAAGAAACUAGAAAUUAGGAAAUAAUUACAAGAAACUAGGAAGCUAAAAAUAGGAAAGAAAAUAGGAAAUGAUAUCCCUAAACAGACUCCUUCAAAUCUGGAACAUAAUCUGAAAAAUAAUUUGAAAUAUUAUCCCUAAACUUACUCCAAGUCUGGAAUAUAAUCUGAAAAAUAAAUUAAAAUAAUAUCCCUAAACUGACUCCUUCAAAUUUGGAACAUAAUUUGAAAAAUAAAUUGAUGAGCUGUCAACACUCCCCCUCAAGCUGGUGAAUAGAUGUUGGUCAUUCCUAGCUUGUCUACCAGCAUUUUAAAACUUGAUCUAGAUAGCCCUUUUGUUAGCACAUCUGCUAUCUGCUAUUUUGUAGGCACAUAUGUCAUGCAAAUUAUCCCAUCUUCAAUCUUCUCUUUUGAUAAAGUGCCGGUUUACCUCAAUGUGCUUUGUUCAGUCAUAAUGAACCGGAUUAUGCGCAAUACUUAUUGUGGCCUUAUUAUCACAAUAUAGCUUCAUAGGAUCCAUACUAGGCAUUUUCAAUUCUUCCGUUAGCCUCUUUAACCAAAUCAGCUCACAAGCUCCCUGCGCAAGAGCUCUAAAUUUUGCCUCUGCACUACUACGGGCCACAACAGACUGCUUUUUGCUUGAUUCAUGAUGGCUGGAGCUAUUGACAAUAACAUGAUAUUUUUGGAUUUAUUGAAUAGGAGAACUUUAAUCUAUGCGGUUGGUCAAGAUGCUGAGAAAUCUUUCAAGGCAACUGUGGAAGUAGACCGGCUAAUUGAUUUGUUGAGGGAUUCGACUUCUAGAGAACUUGAGAAGCUUGUUGUUGAAAAUGUUUUGGCAUUCAAUGAGAAUUUCUGGAUCCGGCUUGCUGCUAGAACCGACACAUGCAAAUCAGAUGAUGAUAAAAAGGACUAUGAUGAAUUGGCUGUUUCUCUAAUGAGUAUGGUUGACCGCCUGGUUCAUAAAACCAAUGAGAAGAUAGAAUCUGCGACCGAUGUUCUUAAGACAAUUUUAAAUCCUGUAAUGGAUGAAGUUGAAGAGAUUUCAUGGCCUCCAAAAGAUCCUAAGUCUCUUAUUUUGAUGGAGAAGGAAUUAGUUAAAAGGGAACAAGAAGGACAACUAGAUGAGGGAUUUCUUUCGGAGGUCAAUGCCCAAUUGCGGCAAGCAAAAGAAGAUGGGGAUAAGCCUGGCCUGGAGGCAAUGUUGCAAAAAGUCUUGCAAGUAUAUGCCUCCAAAAUUCUUCGAAAACGUAGUUAUGCAUACAAAGGUGAAGUUUUGGCAGCAGAGAAAUUGCUCGAAUCUAUAAUCGAAGCCCCUGAAGACAAUUGGAAUAUGUUAUUGAUCAAGGGACUCAGUGUUGGAAAAGGAGAAGUUUCGCCUGAGGAAUUUUAUGCUGUUAUUAAGAAACGAAUAGAACGGAUCUUAAUUCGCACAGAAGGAGGUUCUUAUCAGCAGCGUAUCCUAGUUGAGUAUCUUAAAGGCAUCAAGUCGAGAAGCGAGGAAAUUGUCCAAGCAGUUCAAGGGCCACAACAAUAAAGUUUGGGGCAUCUGAUUAAAUGCCUACCUACAGAUGCAGGUAUGGCAGUAACAAGAUGGGGAAACAAAGGAAAGGGAAAAAGGGCCCGUUCAUUUUGAUCAUGCUUGAAACAUCUCAUUUAGGACCUUGGGUUAGAAAAUAAUUUUGUAACCACUUUUACUGUUAACUGUUACCAGAACUAACAGCAGCUAUAUCAACAUAUGAUGUUUAAUUAUUUACAAAGCCAAAUGUUCCAUAGCUUAAA
Elaeis guineensis (African oil palm) is the source of this 2224-nucleotide messenger RNA. NCBI's taxonomy places the organism in Eukaryota, Viridiplantae, Streptophyta, Magnoliopsida, Arecales, Arecaceae. The record is from RefSeq and is a predicted model, not a curated record.